This is a messenger RNA of Perkinsus marinus ATCC 50983, 189 nucleotides long. Its product is annotated as 40s ribosomal protein S15, putative. The transcript has a single exon. Gene Ontology annotation, molecular function: structural constituent of ribosome; RNA binding. Gene Ontology annotation, biological process: translation; ribosomal small subunit assembly. The record is from RefSeq and is a predicted model, not a curated record. NCBI's taxonomy places the organism in Eukaryota, Perkinsozoa, Perkinsida, Perkinsidae. Gene Ontology annotation, cellular component: ribosome; cytosolic small ribosomal subunit. The coding region runs from base 1 to 189 and encodes 62 amino acids.
AUGCGUAACAUGACUGUUGUACCAGAGAUGGUUGGUUCUGUUGUUGGUGUCUAUAAUGGUAAGAACUUCAUCAAUGUUGAAAUCAAGCCAGAUAUGAUUGGUCAUUAUUUGGGUGAAUUCUCUAUUACCUAUAAGCCUAUUAGUCAUGGUCGUGCUGGUAUGGCUGCUCGCUUCGUACCUCUUAAGUAG